AGAGAUAGGAGGUCUCAAUGCCAUGGGCAGGGGCAAGUCAGUCUGUAGGGCGUGGGAAGGCCUGGGGAAGACCGGUGAGAAGGGUAGAAGAGGGGGGUGUGGGAUGGGGAGGAGAGAGUGGGAAGGCCCUGGGCAGACCCUGACAGAAGGGGCACAGGGCAGGGUGUGGGUUCCCUGCUGGCAGGGCCAGGUGAGCUAUGGUGCCCCAGCUGCCCCUGCUGUUGCUUUUGCUGCUGGCCCCACAGGGCAGGCCCAGCUGCCACGGGCCGGAGCUGGAUCGGGAGCUAGUCCUGGCCAAGGUGAGGGCCCUGUUCCUGGAUGCCUUGGGGCCCCCGGCAGUGACCAGGCAAGGUGGGGAUCCUGGAGUCAGGCGUCUACCCCGAAGACAUGCCCUAGGGGGCUUCAUUCGCAGGGGCUCUGAGCCCGAGGAGGAGGAUGUCUCCCAGGCCAUCCUUUUCCCUGCCACAGGUGCCAGCUGUGAGAAUGAGCCAGCUGCUGGGAAGCUGGCCGGGGAGGAUGUAGAGGGACUCUUCACAUAUGUGUUCCGGCCGUCCCAGCAUACACGCAGCCGCCAGGUGACUUCGGCUCAGAUGUGGUUCUACACAGGGCUGGACAGGCGUGGCACAGCAGCCUCCAAUAGCUCUGGGCCCCUGCUAGGCCUGCUGGCACUAUCAUCUGGGGGCCCCAUGACUGUGCCCAUGUCCUUGGGCCAGGCUCCCCCCCGCUGGGCUGUGCUGCACCUGGAUGCCUCUGCCCUCCGUCUGCUCACACAUCCUGUCCUAGUGCUGCUGCUGCGCUGCCCUCUCUGUUCCUGCUCAGCACGGCCUGAGGCUACACCCUUCCUAGUGGCCCAUACAAGGGCCAGACCACCCAGCAGCAGUGGAGGGGAGAGAGCCCGCCGCUCAACUCCCCCGAUUCCCUGGCCUUGGUCUCCUGCUGCUCUGCGCCUAUUGCAGAGGCCUCCAGAGGAACUGGCUGCCCAUGUUAACUGCCACAGAGCAGCACUCAACAUCUCCUUCCAGGAGCUGGGCUGGGAUCGGUGGAUCGUGCACCCUCCCAGUUUUAUCUUCCACUACUGUCACGGUGACUGUGGGCUGCCCACCCCACCAGACCUGUCCCUGCCUGUCUCUGGGGCUCCCCCUACCCCUGUUCAGCCCCUUUCCUUGGUGCCAGGGGCCCAGCCCUGCUGUGCUGCUCUCCCAGGGACCAUGAGGCCCCUGCGUGUCCGCACCACCUCAGAUGGAGGUUAUUCUUUCAAAUAUGAGACUGUGCCUAACCUUCUCACACAACACUGUGCUUGUAUCUAAAGGGUUCUGUUUUCUUAUCCCAUGACUGGUGACCAAGCCCCCACCAUCAUCAGUUGGGAGGAAGAACAAAGCUUGGAAAAUAGAUGGUUCUCACUUACUGCCCUUUCCUUCUACUUUUCUGCCUGAGGGCUCCCUCCCCAUCUCACCCUGUCCCA
Otolemur garnettii (small-eared galago) is the source of this 1462-nucleotide messenger RNA. RefSeq names its product inhibin alpha subunit (gene INHA). The coding region runs from base 198 to 1307 and encodes 369 amino acids. Gene Ontology annotation, biological process: SMAD protein signal transduction. The record is from RefSeq and is a predicted model, not a curated record. The transcript is spliced from 2 exons. Gene Ontology annotation, cellular component: extracellular region. Gene Ontology annotation, molecular function: growth factor activity; cytokine activity. NCBI's taxonomy places the organism in Eukaryota, Metazoa, Chordata, Mammalia, Primates, Galagidae.